AUGUCCGGUGGAUCGUGCUCCGCGAACAGUUCCAUCAGCGGCGAUUCAGACAGUCGUUCCCGUCGUUCGUCUGCCGCGUUGCCAAACUGGACUAAUCCGGCAUUGUACAAGACGCGGUUAUGUGAUCACUACCGACGCAAGAGCGAAUGCAAGUAAGCUUUUGUUAUUUCGUGUUGGUUUUUAGACAUGCAAGGACAACAGAGUUGCGUUUACUGGUGUUAUAGUAGACCAAAUGCUUUGGGGGAUAUUUCCGGCUGGACUAUUUAUUGUACCUGGAGAUUUUGGAGUUAUUAUCUUGUUACCAUCAAGCAGCUCUGUAAAACGUUUCAUUGGAAUUAACCUAUAACUCUUUAGAUUCGGGCGAAAAUGCUGGUUUGCUCAUGGUCGUCAGGAGUUGCGUCAAGUUCCUCGGUUGGACAUGCAUCCCGAGGCGGAAGUGGAUGCUCUUGCGCAAGUUAUCGAAGCAUUACCCCCUUCAAGAUGUCGUGAGGGUAAGAUUUUAUUAUUUUUUCUUGGUUUUUAGACCUUUCCGAUGUUACCCAUCAAAACCUUGACUACAGGAAGAAAAUUAUUAGAAUCUUACGUUGCUAUUGAAGUUUUUGGUGUAGCUUCCGUUUUAUUAGCUGAUCAAGAUCACAUCCUAUCAGAGAAUAUCAACUUUCUCCAAGAUUUUGUUAAUUUCGCAGGUUGCGAGCGAUUUUUAUAUUGUUCAUGGUUUAGUCGCCAUGAACAAGGGUCAUCAGCUCACUCAACAGAUGCUGGCCAACCAUGAUCGAUACUCCACGCAUGGUGGGCAUCUUCACGUCCAAUGGGACAAUGUUGAGACUCCACCACCUCCAGUUCACACGAUUCCGCAGAUCGAACGUCUGAGGAAACAACUGCAAGAUGUGGAACAUCAAAGAACGAUAUCGCAUGAUGGGUCCUAGUGAGUUUGGGAUUGAAAAUUUAUGUAGGGUCAUUUUGGUAGUAUUCGGUUCUGUUUUCGACUUGAUUUCAUAGUUUUACAUAAUUAUUUUGGAUAUUACACUAGACAAUAAUUUUUAAAAUUUUAGCCAGUCCCUGAAUUCCACAUUCGAUUCGGACAUGACCAACUGUCUUUCAAGCCCAUUGCCACCGAUGGUCACGCCGCUGAAGAGUCGGCAUCGAUACGAGAGCAGUGAUCUUCCAGAUAUGGUGGAUUUGCACGAUGAGACCUCCGGAUCCCUCGAUGAACACACUGUUUUGCCGGAAAUUAAUGACGAUGACUCUGUGUUCCAUUGUAAAGUGGUAAGGAGAGAUUUGAGGUUGUUCUGAGAGAUUUAUUAUAUUAUACUUGACAUCGGAUUCGAAUUUUUCGAUUUUUUUGUAUUUUUUGAGGGGUGUUGGUGCGAAAAAGCUUUGUGGUGGAAUGAGUGAUGAUUUCUCUAUUUUUAGGCAAAAUCCCCAGUCCAUACGGUGGAUUCCGCGACCAAUACCGACCCCCAUUUCUGCUUCGACGACAAGUCCGUAAGAGCCGCUGCGGGCUUCAGCAAGAUCAACCCCAGUGAAUAUGGAUGCUUCCUGGAAUAUGGGGGCCUGCCAGUCCGUUUCGACCGCUUCACUCACGCAUUUGCCUAUCCGGAGUAA
Messenger RNA from Bursaphelenchus xylophilus (pine wood nematode), 1605 nucleotides. The record is from the annotation of a GenBank genome assembly. Lineage: Eukaryota; Metazoa; Nematoda; Chromadorea; Rhabditida; Aphelenchoididae.